Phalacrocorax carbo (great cormorant) is the source of this 982-nucleotide messenger RNA. NCBI's taxonomy places the organism in Eukaryota, Metazoa, Chordata, Aves, Suliformes, Phalacrocoracidae. The record is from RefSeq and is a predicted model, not a curated record.
CGCCGGUGGCGGGCAACGUCCCGUGAUCGGCGGCCAAGGGUUGCGUCGCGACGCGACCUUUGAGAUGAGCCACGCUCACCCCACGGCACCCAGCGCCUGGAACCCCCACAGGACGAUGGUGGCUGCGUGGGUGCUGCCACUGGUGCUCCUGGCGUGGCCGGCCGCCGCCACUGCCGCCACGGUGACCCGGGACUCGCUGCUCAACAUCUGCAUGGACGCCAAGCACCACAAAACGCAGCCUGGCCCCGAGGGGCAGCUCUAUGGGCAGUGUGCCCUCUGGAAGGACAAUGCCUGCUGCACCGCCAACACCAGUAUCGAGGCUCACCAGGACCAGUCCUACCUGUACAACUUCAACUGGGACCACUGCGGGGUCAUGCCGGAGAAAUGCAAGCGUCACUUCAUCCAGGACACGUGUCUUUAUGAGUGCUCCCCCAACCUGGGGCCCUGGAUUGACCAGGCGGACAACAGCUGGCGUAAGGAGCGGAUCCUGCACGUGCCGCUGUGCCGGGAGGACUGCGAGCAGUGGUGGGAGGACUGCCAGGAUGCUGUCACCUGCAAGGUCAACUGGCACAAGGGCUGGAAUUGGACCACAGGCAUCAACCGGUGUCCCAGGGGCGCCAUGUGCCAGAAGUUCAAGUUCGUCUUCCCCACGGCGGCCGACCUCUGCGAGCAGGUCUGGUCCCACUCCUACCGCUACACCCUCCACCAUCGCGGCAGCGGCCGCUGCAUCCAGAUGUGGUUCGACCCCGUCCAGGGGAACCCCAACAUCGCCGUGGCGCGGUAUUACGCCCACGGUGCCGCCGCUGGCCCACCUGGCCCCCCGCUCCGCGUCCUCCUGGCCCUGCUGCCCCCCGUCCUCCUGGCCCUGCUCUGAGCUGCAGGCGGGAGCGGGCAGUGGGUGGGCAUGGGGGGGUCCGAGCUGCACCAGCCGCUGUGCGUCCCCCCCCAGCAUGUGGCUGGUGAAUAAACACUCCUGCCCCGC